Beta vulgaris subsp. vulgaris (sugar beet) is the source of this 1576-nucleotide messenger RNA. RefSeq lists its product as uncharacterized. NCBI's taxonomy places the organism in Eukaryota, Viridiplantae, Streptophyta, Magnoliopsida, Caryophyllales, Amaranthaceae. The coding region runs from base 677 to 1507 and encodes 276 amino acids. The transcript is spliced from 3 exons. The record is from RefSeq and is a predicted model, not a curated record.
AAAGUUGUGGUUUGUAGAUUGUUAUACAAUAAAUUAUGGUGUUAUCAAGGAUGUCUUGGACUACUUGUCAAGAUUGAGGUGUUGUGAAUCGGUCACAGGUUCGAAUUCCGCUUUCCCUUUGUACUUUGUACUGCAUUCGUCGCUCUUAUGGAUAAAAAAUUAUGGUGUAAUAAUUACACCCAAAGAUUUGUGUAAAAUAUAUAUUCCAUAGAAGUUCCUAAUGGUCCUAAGCAAAGCAAUGGCGUAAAAUACUGACACUACUGAGUACAGAGUAGUGAGUACUGACUACUAUUUCACGGCUCCAUCGAGGAAGUUCCACACUUCCACUUUCACCAAAAAAAAAAAGCGCCACCAGACCAUCAUCAAAUCAUCAUAUAUAUAAAAUGACAUGCAAUGACAUGAACUUCCAUUACAAAACAAACAUAAAAUAACAAAGUAUUGUAUGGUUACAAAAAAAUCUGGUAUGAAAUCUUACGAUUAAAGUUGCCUAAGCCUAAACUUGGCUCAAAGAAUCUCUCUUCUCUAAAGCAACCUUUUAUGCAAGCUAUUCUCACUUGAACACUUUCUCUUUCAAUUUUCAAUUCUUGUUCUAAAAACCUCAAAUAUAAUCCCAUUUCUCUUGAUAAUACUACAAGUUUUGAAAUUGAGCAAUUACAAUUGAGUUGUACAAUAUCAUAUGAUGAUGCCUAGUAAUAGAAGAGCAAUAACUCAUGCAGACUUGGCUCCCAAACCACGAGGUCUUCAACUCUCCAGCAAAACUGGAGCUCUUCUUACCAUUCUUUGCAUCCUCUCUGGUCUUCUUUGCUUCAUUCUCUCACUCUUCGCUGAAGCUACUCGGAGCGAGGUGACAUGGAUGUUAACAAAUAAUGAUAAGAAAGGGCAAAAAGGAAAGGCGGAUUACGAGUGUGUGUAUAGUGGAAGUGGGAAAGUGCCUUUGAUUUGUGCAUCCGUUGCAUUUGUAGCCUUGGCAUUUGCAAUGCUUGUUCAACAUUCAUUUAUGUUGAUUGCAAUUAGCAAGACUUCUCCUCCUGUGUACGUUAGCUGGGACCCUCACUCUUCUAGGCCUAUGAAAACUCUUACUUGGCAAGCUGCCUUUUUCUUCAUUUCUACUUGGGUGUGUUUCGCAGUGGGGGAAAUAAUGCUACUCAUAGGUUUAAGUGUAGAAUCAGGCCAUUUGAAAGAUUGGUCUUCACCAAAAUCAAGUUGUCUAAUCAUUCGACAAGGAGUUUUCACAGCAGCUGGAGUAUUCUCUCUUCUAUCAGUCUUCUUAGCUGCUGGUUUAUAUGCCACAGCAUUAAGGGUCCAGUGGCUUGGGCUACAACAAGAGAAUGUUAGACGAGAGAUCUUGGAAGCCUCUACAUUGUAUGCAUCUCCGCCUAGAUCACCCCAACGUGAUCGGAUGGCUCAAGAUGCAUCCACGAAUGUCGCUACACAAGAUCAAACGGUCCAAGUUUCGGCAUUGUCUCAACAUCAAAUUUUAAGUAACAAGGAAGAUAGUUUUGUAUAAAGAUGGAGUUGGUAAAUAUACAUAUUUGUGUGAUAUUGUUAUACUGAGAGAAAAAUUGCAUACAUGAUA